AUGGCUCCUGCUUACCUGAUCAUGACCCUAGUCCCCGAGGAGAUGCUGUUCCUCCACCAGCUGAUUGCCCGCAGGCGGGAAUCACAUCCACAAGAGACUCAGGCCACCCGAGAGCCUCGCUGCCCCAUUGUCGGGCCAGGAGGCCACACCCCACGCUGGGGGCUCAGGCCCAAGGGAGCCUCAUCAGGAGACAUCCUGGCCAUGGGGCGGGACGGAUCCCACUCAGGGCAGCGCCCGGCACUUAGGUGGUCAGGUCUCCUUGGGCUCCUCUUGGCGGUGACGGGUUUUCAGACUUCCCCGGUGUUUGAUGACCUUGACGGCGUGGAGGAGGACGGGCCAGGGGCCCGAUGGUGCCUGCCGGGGCCUGGUGAGGCCUGGGUGUGUCUGCUGAGGCCUGCUGAGGCCUGUGGAGGUCUGAUGGUACCUGGCAUUGCCUGGUGGGACCUGAGGGGACUGAUGUCGCCUGGUGAGGGCUGGAGGGGCCUGGCCUUACUUGGUGAUGGCUGGAAGGGGCUGGUGGGACCUGGUGGGGGCUGUGAGGGCUGGAAGGGCCUGGUGGUGCCUGCCCCGUCCGCCGUCCCCGGUGGCGUGGGGUGCGCCCUUCCCACAGCCUUCCUGGCGCUCAGGGGUUCCAUGUGCAUCCGCUGGCCGGGCUGCUCCGUAGGAAGCCAUGCUUGGAUACUUAUAGCCAUGUUUCAGCUCGCCAUGGAUCUGCCCUCGUGUGAGUCCCUGGGCCCGGGCCCCGACUUCCGGCUGCUGCCCCGGCCACCGCAGCGGCCGCCCCGGCUGUGGAGUUUGAAGAGUGGACAGGCGGCGCGCAUCCCUGUGCCCGUGUGGAGCCCGCGCCCGGCCCGCGUGGAGCGCAGCCACGGCCAGAUGCCCAGCCCGCGCGCCAAACGGGCGCACAGACCCAGGGACCAGGUGGCCACCCUGGUGCCCAGAGGCGGGCUCGCCAAGCCCCCGGCCGCAGCCGGAUCCAGCCCUUCCCUCGGCUCCUCCUCCGCCGCGGCCCCCUCGCCCACGGCGGGUGGUGUGGCCGGCACGGACCAGCAGGCCCUCCUGCGGAGAGGGAAAAGGCACGUGCAGGGGGCCGGCUUCAACGGCUUUGACUUCCGGGGCAGCAGGCCCACCACCGAGACGGAGUUCAUCGCCUGGGGACCCACGGGGGAGGAGGAGGCCCCGGAGUCCAACACAUUUCCAGGCCUUUACGGCCCCACCACGGCUUCCAUCUCACAGACACGGAAGACGACCGUGGCCAUCGCCACCACCGCCGCCACGGCCACCACGGCCACCUCCAUGACGCUGCAGACUAAGGGGGCCACUGAGCCCCUGGGCCCGAGGAAUAGGAUCCCGGUUGGGGCUAGCACAACGGAGCCUUCCACCAGUCCCAGCAAAGACAAUGGCGAAGACGUCAAGCCCCCACGAAUUCUGGGGGAGACCUCAGGUCUGGCUGUUCAUCAGAUCAUCACCAUCACUGUCUCCCUCAUCAUGGUCAUAGCUGCUCUGAUUACAACUCUUGUCUUAAAAAACUGCUGUGCCCAAAGCGGGAACACGCGCAGGACCAGCCACCAGCGGAAGGUCAACCAGCAGGAGGAGAGCUGCCAGAACUUGACGGACUUCACCCCUGCCCGGGUGCCCAGCAGCCUGGACGUCUUCACGGCCUACAACGAGACCCUCCAGUGCUCCCACGAGUGUGUGCGGACGGCUGUGCCCAUGUACGCAGACGAGACGCUGCAUCCGACGGGGGAGUACAAGUCCACGUUUAACGGGAACCGACCCUCCUCUGAUCGGCAUCUUAUUCCUGUGGCCUUUGUGUCUGAGAAAUGGUUUGAAAUCUCCUGCUGA
Molecule: messenger RNA, 1845 nt
Organism: Puma concolor (puma)
Lineage: Eukaryota; Metazoa; Chordata; Mammalia; Carnivora; Felidae
Source: RefSeq, a predicted model, not a curated record